Molecule: messenger RNA, 1212 nt
Organism: Spea bombifrons (plains spadefoot toad)
Lineage: Eukaryota; Metazoa; Chordata; Amphibia; Anura; Pelobatidae
Gene: MMADHC
Product: metabolism of cobalamin associated D
Exons: 8
Coding region: 134-1027 (297 amino acids)
Biological process (GO): cobalamin metabolic process
Cellular component (GO): mitochondrion
Source: RefSeq, a predicted model, not a curated record
CACGUAUCAUGCCAUAACAGGCUGUUUGCGGUGACUGCGGAAGGGCACGGGCUCUGGAACACCCCACAGAAUUGCCCCCUAGACUUACAGGCCAAGUAGGUACACAUUAUUAGACAGGAAUAUCACAACCCAAAUGGCUAAUGCGCUCUGCAGCAGAGCCAGGCUGGUCACCUACCUCCCGGGGUUUUGUUCUCUCAUCAGAAGGGUUCAAAUUCCCAGAGCCUUUUCUACUGCUGGAUCCUCGGGCUCUGAUGAGCCUUAUGUAGCUGCUACACCUCCUGAUAUACUUCCUAGAACAGUAUGGCCCGAUGAGACUAUGGGACCAUUCGGACCUCAAGACCAGCGCUUUCAACUUCCUGGAAAUGUGGGGUUUGAAGCCCAUGUGAAUGGAAUAGGCACCCAAACAAAAACUCCAGUUCAGAAAAAUCUACCUGAUCUUCUGUCUGAGCCUGCACCCAGUGAAAGGCACGAAUUUGUAAUGGCACAAUUUGUGAAUGAGUUCCAGGGUAAUGAAGCUGCUCCCCUACAACAACAAAUAAACAACGUGGAAACUUAUUUUGAACAUGCAAAAGUAGAAUGUGCCAUACAGACCUGUCCAGAGCUGUUGAAAAAAGAUUUUGUAUCAAUGUUUCCGGAGACCCCUGGCAAUAAUCUUAUGGUGCUGACUGUAACACAGAAAACAGAGAAUGACAUGACCACCUGGAGCGAAGAGGUCGAAACCGAGAGAGAGAUGUUACUGGAAAAGUUCAUUAAUGGUGCCAAAGAAAUUUGCUAUGCCCUGAGGGCAGAAGGCUACUGGGCAGACUUUAUAGACCCAUCGUCGGGACUUGCGUACUUUGGGCCUUACACAAACAACACACUCUUCGAAACGGAUGAACGUUAUCGUCAUUUGGGAUUCCGAGUUGAGGACCUGGGGUGCUGUAAAGUUAUUCGCCACCACGUCUGGGGCACCCAUGCUGUUGUGGGAAGUAUCUUUACCAACGCUCCUACAGAUAGUCCUAUAAUGAAGAAAUUGGGAGAAAAUUAAAAUCCUCCGCAUUCGGCGGCAUCCGUUUUGACUUCUCUCCAUACUUGAUAAUGUAACUUCUUGGCUUCUAGAGAAGGACACGGAAAAUAUGAAAAAGAACAGAAACACAAAUUGCGCAAUUAAUUGUGUGAAGAUUAUAGAAGCUGCUCUUAUUUAUUUAAAAACAAAAAAAACACACAAUAAUC